AUGACCACGACCGUAGUAAUAUCGUCCGCGUUGGCCGUCGUUUUAGUGUCAGCCAGCGUUCGACCUGCGAUAACCACGGCACAGAUAUCGACCAAAGUACUAUCAGCCGUGAACCGGACUUCCAGAGAACUCCAGGCGGGACUUGUGACAGAAAAUUUAUCACCACAGAUGAACUUCCCUGAACUCAGGCCGACCGGUCGGAAGUUGAGUUCUGAUGACGAUUAUCGUACACUGCCAUCAAUGGAUACGGACAUGAUUGUGGAGGCUUCGGUCGCGGCCACCGGUCCCAAAACAUAUCCUUCGUUGAUGGCCGGUGGAUCCGGAUUCGUCACGCGCGGCCGGCAUAUUAGGAAUCCAUACGGAAGCUUCGGCAAGAACGACCAAGAAAUGGAAUUCGAGGACGACCAACCUACUGAUUAUAUAUUUAAUGGCGGUGGCGGCAGUGGAAUGCCGAAAUGGAACAGGUAUAAAAUUCACAUUUAGAUAAUAUAAAAUAUAAAAAUACGAACAUACUUCGCACGAUGGGUGGGCCACGGUUGUAGGUGAGAAUUCGGGAAAUUAGAGGGAAAAUUGAAUGUACAUCUGUACGCAACGAUUGACCAUUAUCAACGAAAAACAAUUCUGAGCGGAGUUCAUUAUAUUGUCAACAAUAUAUAUCAUAUUAUGGUAAAAUAAUUGCAUUAUGCAUUGUUUAUUAUAUAUUAUAUUUAAUAAUAUUUUUUUUACAAAAACAAUUUUCAUCAAACUUUGAUAAUAAAAAUCUUAUAAAAAAAAAUUCUACAUUACACUCAAUAUUUUUUUUUCACCAAAAAUUUAGUACAACUUAUAAUGAAUCUCUUGUUAAAUUUCUAUUUUAUUGUAUUUCUGUUUGGUCUAAACCCGUAAACCUCGUAAAAUUAAAAUGUCUCAAAAUAGAUCAAAAAUGGUUAUAAUGUUUUGAAAAUUUUAUCACGUCAAUAAAAGGCAAAUAUAAGUUUCUAACUCAACUUCAAAUCUCUACAAACACUUUUAAUUGAAUCAAAAUAAUUCAAAACAAAAAUUGAAAGCAUAAUUCAUUUCGUAAAUUUUUUUUUUCCUAAGUUUUUUCCCGGUUUUUCCUGUUUAUUAUGAGAACAACUGGGAGACUCAAAAAAUGACCUUCUUAAAGUACUACUCCAAUCAAACUUUCUUUCCGGAAAAGUAUUGUACUUGAAAAUUGGAAAAAAAUUGCUGUUAGAAAAGUUGUCCACAGAAAAAUAAAUAAACAUCAUUGUAAAACCAAUAUUUUUUUUCUGUGGACAUUUAACUACUUACAUUUUUUUUUUUUAAAAGAAUAUUAUGUUGUUAAACCUAAGAUUUUUCAUAAAACCUGAAAUAUAUUGAGGUGUCCAGAAUCCUAUAUAUUCUAAUUAAUGAACGAGGAUAAUUGUUUGGAAAAAACUUUUUGUAGUUAGUAAAAAUGUUUAAAUUUGUUAAUGCCGUAGUUACAUUUGAAAAUGCGAAUUUUUUAACAGAUUAUAAUUUAUUUGAAAACAUAUUCUAGAUCCCUUAUGUUUAUAAUAUAAAUUAAAAAAUUGUAUUUUAAUAAAUGUAUUUUUUUAUUUUUAUUAUUAUAUUUUCAUAUAUUUAUGGGUAAGCUAAUUUGAUAAAAGGGAAAAAUUUUAAAAACACAACUAGUAAAAGUAGGCCAUACUAUUCCGUUUACAAUUAUUCAUGUAUCCAAAUUAUGUAACUUUGAUUUAAAUAUACAAACCAGAUUACUCUAUAUACUUUACUAUCCCAACUUCCCACUCAUAAAAGUAAUUCCAUAAUAUAUCCGGCUUGUUUUAUUGUUAUUGUUAUAAAAAUAAUAGUUAUAUCUAUAGAUUUUAAUAAAUUCAAUGUCAGAAUGCUUGUCGACAGGUAUAACACCAAUCACAGGCAGCUAAACAAAUACAUGUCGACGCCCAUAGAAGCAGACAUCACUGUGGAGGAAGACGGAUCGGCCGGUUACGGGAGUGCUUUUAACAUUGGCAGUGGGGGUAGUGGCGGUGGUAUGGGAUACGAUUACGGAAACUAUAGGAACCCUGGAAAUGGAUGGAGAGAUGGUGGCGGUAACAUGGGGGGCUUGUACAACGAAAACAUAGCACAGGCUUCGCGUCCUUUGCCCAUAAUCGCUGAGAUUCGGCACCCAAGCACUAGCAGCAACAACAAGAUGUCCGUUGAUAUGACUAAGAUAGGCAUGCUAGCCAUGGUCAAGAUCGCAAUGGCUAAAUUUAAGGCCCUGGGUUUCAUCAAAGCAUUGCUUCUGGUGGUAUUCAAGCUCAAAUUGCUCAUAAUAUUGGUGUUCUUGAAGUUCCUGAUGAUAUCCAAGUUUACCAAGCUUACAAUGCUCCUGCCGGCACUCGUAUCGUUCUUCACCAUGCCCAUGUUCUUCUCACGCUUAUCUCGUUUGUAUGCAUUACUUAAUGAUCAAACGUCUGGAAGUGCAUAUUCAAACACAGGUGACCUUUAUCCUACAUCCAAUACAGACCUCCAGGGACUUACGGACGCAUCUAGAAAGAGGACAAGCCAGUUAGAUCCGUUGGAAGUAUUGGUUCCUGGAAUGACUAACUUUGGGCAAAUUAUUCGAUCGGAAAAAUGUCUGGAGAGGGUAUCCUGUCAAUUGGCUGGUGCGAAGAAACCUAAUUUGGCGCUCAUCUGGUUGAAUUGGUAGGCAUUUUUUCUAGUUUUUUUUUUUUUGUUUUUAUUUGAUCCGUCAUAUCUAGACUGGCGCUCAAUUCACAUUUUGUAUGUACAUUACAGGGUUGCGUCGCCUUUAUCGACCUACAUUCCGAACAAGAAAUUGAAAAAUUUCGUAUUGACAUUUACAGAAGUGACCAAUUACCGAUUGGAUAAUUUGUACAGUAACCUGUUGCCGAAAGAUUGGACGAGAUGGUGUAAUGAUCAUUAUACAUGCAAUAAAGUGACUCACAAAACCUUGUAA
Molecule: messenger RNA, 2944 nt
Organism: Cinara cedri
Lineage: Eukaryota; Metazoa; Arthropoda; Insecta; Hemiptera; Aphididae
Source: the annotation of a GenBank genome assembly